Messenger RNA from Penicillium brasilianum, 504 nucleotides. NCBI's taxonomy places the organism in Eukaryota, Fungi, Ascomycota, Eurotiomycetes, Eurotiales, Aspergillaceae. The record is from the annotation of a GenBank genome assembly.
AUGGCUUUCCGACUCAAAAGAUCGCCGCUUUUUCAAGCCGGGAUCUCACUACACCAACUACAAUCGAUGAUCCUGAGCCUUCAAAGAGCCUUCCGGCUCGAGGAAGUCCGUGUUGCCUCAACAAAGCCGCAGAAAAUUUUCAUUAGAAGUGAUUCAGACCGGAUGGAGUAUUAUCGACGAGCAUUUUUAUCGUUGAACCCAAUGCUGUUACCGAAGAUCUUGACAUCCGCACUGGGGAUAGCGCCGAUGGUUAAUUUGAGUAUAGACUGCCUGGCUGCUCUCCUUGCAGAGAUCUUCCACGAGGCGUACCCGAUGAACGAUUUGGAGGCCGCUUUCAAAAAGGUUCCUGAGAUUCUACUGUCAAAGCCCGAUCGGAUCGUGGCUACGGAAAUGUUUCACGUCAAAGCAUUCGAGCAAGCAUGCCAGAUUGACAAGCUUGGUGAGUACCCACCACGCAGGACAAGCAGAAACGAAACUGACGGCGAUGGUGACCACAGACGAUAG